Limanda limanda (common dab) is the source of this 1040-nucleotide messenger RNA. RefSeq names its product transmembrane protein 242 (gene tmem242). The coding region runs from base 20 to 442 and encodes 140 amino acids. The record is from RefSeq and is a predicted model, not a curated record. The transcript is spliced from 4 exons. Lineage: Eukaryota; Metazoa; Chordata; Actinopteri; Pleuronectiformes; Pleuronectidae.
GCGGACGGACCGCAGCAGGAUGGCGGCGGGUGGUUCCGCAGAGGAGACGCUGACAGAAGAAGUGAAGGAGAAACGACAGAUGCUUCACGGGGCAGCCUUCCUCACCACCGUGGCGUCGGCCGGGCUGAUCGCAGGCUUCGGCUCCACGCUGGCGCUGGUCAAGAAGAAGAACCCCGACUGGUUUCAUAAGGGGGCGGUGCCGACGGCAGCGCUGCCGGAGAGCGGGGCGUCGCUGGCGCUCCGGGCGCUGGGCUGGGGCUCGCUGUUCGCUGUGGGCGGAGUCGGGCUGCUCUGCGUCGCCGUCUGGAAAGUUCUGGAUGUUCACUCUCUGUCGGAGUUCAGACUGAAGAUGCAGUCCGUCUUCCCCUCCAUCCCGAAGUCGGCCGAGGCCACAGCUGGAUCUGAACCUCUGGACUGGGACUCUGUCUUCAAGUCAAAGUGACGUCCUCCUGCUGCUCCACGACCAAUCGGAUGAGAGCAAAAUAUCGACAUCCUGCUCCACAGGUGACCGGGUUAAUCACUCCAUCACCGUCUCCUCGGGCCUUUCUCCCGCUGCUCCCGUUCCCCGGAGCUCCACCGGGUCCACAACACUUUGUUGUUUCAGUAAAACACAUCAACACAUAAAGACACAACAUGUGCACAUGAAGCUCAUCACCUGUUGAACUGGAUCUGACAGAUAAUCAGUGAGAGACGGAGACGACCUUCGACCUUCAGGUCAAAACCAACCGUGAUGAUCUGCUGCUGCCAAUUCAUCAUCUGAUAAGAACUGAAUCAUCACAUAAAUACAACUUCUGCUAGUUGGUGUCAUGACCUCAGUCCACGAAGAGGAGGCUGAGCUGAAGGACUGGAAACAACAAGUGAAAACACACACACGUAGACACACACGCACAGACAUACACACGUACACAUACUGACACACGCACAAAGACACACUGUGUGUCUGUGGUUUUCUUUUUACUUAAGAUGAGUUAAUUGGUAAUUUAAGCAGCUGUUUGUAACAUAUGUAACGUCUCCACCAAUAAAAAGUUCCCUGACGUGUU